AUCGCAUGCCAGGGGCGCUCCAGCAGAGCGGGCGGCGGCCCCCUCCUCCCCUCUCGCCCUCCCUCCCUCCCUCCCUCGCCGGCCCGCCCCUCGCCGGCCUCUAUAGAGGGGAGGGAGGCGGCAGCGACCCGGGCAGAACGCCGCGCAAGCCCUCGACGCCAGCAGCUGCCAUGGCCGGCAAAGCGCUCGCCCUCCUGGCCCUCGUGCUCUUGCUCGACGCCCUUCGCCACUCGGCCGGGAAGCCCAUCAGUUUGACCUAUCGUUGUCCCUGCCGAUACUUUGAGAGCAAGGUGGCCAAAUCGCACAUCAAACACCUCAAGAUGCUGACAGUCCCCGGCUGUUCUCUCCAGAUAAUCGCAAAACUGAAGAACAGCAGCAAGCAGAUCUGCAUCGAUCCCAAACUGAAGUGGCUUCAGGAGUACCUGGAGAAAUAUUUACCCAAGCGAGUCAAGAUGUAAGAGGCGAGCGCUGUAGCGGCCUACGGGAUGCCUCGCCGUAAGAGCCAGAAAGCAGAUAUCCCACUCUUAGGGACUGAGGAGUGCCUGCUUCCAUGCAGCACAAAAAGCAACGCUUCGCGCACUCCCAGAGGCUUUGAUUUGCACAGGACGCCUCGCCUUUCCUAAUACUACUCAAAUGUAGCAGGACCUUUCUGAUGCAGCUUGGUUUAUUACAUAGCACUGAUAACUGGCAGCAGAGAGGAACUUAGUAGGACUGUUCCCUUCCACUGUGCAGAAUCCUGGCAUUUGGGGCGCUGAGAGUGACCGAGCAGGAAAACGGGAGGGGGGAGAGAAAGGAAGAGAGCAACCACUUAAAACUGUAGAGGAGACUUCUUUGAGGGGCAGGGCUACUCUGUUGGCCACCAGAAUCCAUGCAGGUGGGAGGGGAGAGGAGCUGAUGCGUUCCAUGCACGUGCAAGCCAGCAGCCAUUAUUCAACGGGGAGGACUCUAGGAACGGGCCCCAUGAAUUGAGGCCUAAAGGCAACCCUUUCCAGAGGCCCCGUCCGCACCUCCUGCUCUUGUGCUUCACCAUCACCUCACCCUGGAACCUUCUCGCCUAGUGCUUGGAGUGGCCAUCUUGGCCUGAGAAUGGUGUGCUUUCCUUAGUCAACACUGCCCAGCCUUCUGCAGAGCUCAUCGUUUUAAACUCUGGUGACUUCCCUGCCCCAUGAAUUCCAUGCCCUGUGAUUUUGGAGCACCCAUGAUUGGGAGGGUGGCCACAGAUGAACUCCAUGGGGAUGAUUUUGCUAGAAGCACAGAUCAACAGUGAAUCUGCCUGUAGCCAAAUUUACACCACAAACCAUGUUAAGUCGGUUUUUGGCAGGGUGAGGGGGGGCAUGACUCCUCCUUUCUUGCACAAAUUAGAACCCCAGGGGUCAUUUCAGCUAGUUUUGGGGCUGGUCGUUACAGUAGUCAGUUGAGCAAAUAUCUUUUCUCUUGCCUGCAAACAGACUGCCAAAGCAGGGCAGGUUUCCUGAUGGAGACCCACCUGUUUGUUAUUCUUGUGCCCUCUCUAGUAUGUCUUGGAUCUUUGUGAAAAUGGAGUUUGGUCCUCUCAGAGCUAAGCUACAAGAGACAAAUUACACGGGGAGGAGCACGUGAAGGGAGUCGCAAUGUUAGCCGGGAAGCUGAGUUUUAAAAGAGAUCGGAAGGCUUUGUCAAUUUCCCCUCUGCAGAGCUAGGGAGAUGCUGCUGAGACCUUUUGUUUAUUUCCUCUUCGGCUCUUAGAAGGGGAAGUGAAACUGACAGAGCCAUCUGGAGGCAAUGAGGGAAUUAACAAACUUUCUGAGGAGCCAUCUGCCCUGACUGUAUAGAGAGGGGAAAUUGACAAAGCCUUCCAAUCUCUUUUAAAACUCAGCUUCCCGGCUAACAUUGGAACUCCCUUCACAUCUCCUCUUGGUGUAAUUCAUCUCUUGUAGCUUGGCUGUCAGUCUUGUGCUGUUGAGUGCCAUUCAGUGCUGAUCGGCUCUCUUCCGCUGCAGCCUACGGGUCUUCCCAAGUUCACUGGAACAGAGAAAGGCUUCUGUCGCUUGGAAUGCAGCACCACAAAGAGUCCAUCUGUUGGGUGUGAGUUGGCUAGAUGCAGGACCACAAACCCUUCCUGCACCCUGGUAUCCAUGUACUGGCUGAGGGUGUGUGUGUGAGUCUUUAUACGCUACCUGUGUCAAAGUGGGAGGUGAGACCAAAGGAUUCAAGCAAGUGGGAUACAGAAUUAAACCUUCUUCUCUUCUCGGCCACUCUCUGCAAAACUACAAGGCUCCUCAUUUUUGAGCCUGUCUUUCUACCCGACUGUCUCUUUUCUGCUGUAAGAUUAGAGAGUCUUGUCUAACUCCUAAACAGUCAGUAGCACAAUAGCCCACAGCAGUCAAUGCUCUGAGUGUGUGUGUGGGGGUCUAUUUUAGCAGGGGGGGGUGUUGGGAGGCUGAGCUGUACUGUUAAAACUCAAGUUCAGUUUCCACCCAGCACACCCUGUUGCCAGCACAUAACACAGUUGCUGAUACGACCGACUGAAAUGGUCCUCGUGCUUCGUGAAAAGCACCGUGCGCAGUGCCUGAUUUGGCUCUAGCUUCCGUGACCUGUUGAGGUCUUCGCUGGAUGUGAGCCAGCCUUACAACAUUGAACAAUAACAAAAGCCAUUUUGGAAAGUGAAGAAAAGAGAGUAGUACCCCCAAAAGUUAAUUUCCCGUAAAUGUGAAACGAAAAUUCACAAAAGAGCCUUUUAACUAGGCUAUAGCCUCAGGUUUAACAAAGAAGUCAGAAUGCACGUUUGUAUAAUGAUAGCAGGGCAAAGUGUGAUGUUUCUAACAGAUUUGCAAAUGUAAUUGCUCCUGAAUUUGCUUCUGAGAAAUAAAUGGUCCAUGAGUCAUUUACUCAGAGCCAAGCUACAAGUGAUGAAUUACACUUGCCUGGCAAGUGUAAUUCAUCACUUGUAGCUUGGCUCUCAGUGAUCAUGAGGAAUGGAUGGGGAUGGGACCUUUUCUCAGCUGUACUGAUCUCCCUUAGUUAUUUCCUAAUACAUUUGUUUUUACUUGGGAUGAAACGAAUUCAGCAUUCAAAAGAAAAUUCUGCUUACAGCUGAUUCAUUCGGGGCUGGAUUUCUUUGCGAAAAUUUGGAUUCCAUGUUGCAGGAGGGGUAAUGCUGAUACCAUCUGUAUUUGGCCUUUAAAACUAGUGCAUGUCUGUCAAAAAUAAUUUUUGUCUGACAGAUCCAGACCAUGUAACCUUGAUGUCGAUACCAGUUUGUGGUCACCUGGUCCUCUUCACGCAUCAGGUACUAAGAAAAGGACCAUCUCCCUUUAGACUCCCCGGUAUUUAGUGUAUGCGUUGAACACCCACUUCCAAUACACUCUUGAUGGAUGCAACUAUGGAUUUUUCUGCACUUCCUUUACUCACUUGCCACGGAAGUGUCACUCAACUGAAAAAUAAGUGUGAGAGUAUGCAACAGGGGUGACUCUGAACAGAUGAUAGAAGAGCAGAUAUUGCAUCAAAGGGGGGGAAAGGGUGCUUAUAAUUACUUGAAUUGAUCAGUUCAAUUAGUUACACUUUAAAGAUUCUCUGGUUUAAACAUCCUAUUUCUGCAAUGCAAUGAACAUAGGUGAGAACCCUUUUUUGUUGGGAUUGUCUGCUCUGCAGCAUUCUGGCCAUGUGAGUCCUGCUUCAUUGUAUACUCAAAGAGGCCAUUACGCACAUGCACAAAAGACAGGGAGAGCUCACUUAAAUUUUGGCCACCAUGAGCUCUUGCAUCUAAGCAAUUGUUGACAGCUGUCAUCAAGGGCUUCUUCCUUAGUCAUGACUAGGGGUGUGCGCCGGGGAAAAAUUUGGGUUUCCCGCUUCGGGAUUUGGGUCUUUAAAUUGCUUCGAUAUGCUCCGUAAAGAUUUGGAGCAUACCGAAGUGAGGGGGAAGCGUUGCCUCAGCCCUCCACCUCCAGUAGCCUCCCCACCCCACUUACUUCUCUGACAGGAGGGAAGCCCAGCUGGGCAGCAGGAGGGCGCACUGCUGCCACCUCUGCCACCGUGCUGGCAAGCUGGGAGGUGGGAAGGCCUGGAGCUGGUACUUCCACCACCCAUGCUGCUGCCUCCGCUGCUGCGCUGGCCGGCAGGACAGCAGGAAGGCCGGGAGCUGCUGCCUGGGCUGUCAUGCCGCCGCCUCUGGGGCCAGCUGGGCGGCAGGGAGGGCCCGGAAGUGCAGCCUCCACUGGUGCAGUGGGAAAUCCCCGCCAAGCAGCUGAUCCCAGGGCUUAAAUGCCCCUUUCUGUGCUGCUUUGCUGUGGCACGGAAAGGGGCAUUUAAACCCCUUGACCCGAAGCUUCCCAAAGUAAUAUGAAUCGCUUUCGGGAAGCUUUGAUUUGGGGUUUCCUGAUACAGAAAUCCCGAAUCUUUGCAAAUCGAGUCCAUUUCGGGUAUUUUACCCAAAUCGGAAACCCGAAUUGCAUACCACUAGUCAUGGCUUGGUUAAUUCCCCCCCCCCCGCCGCUGAAAUUCAGAUUUUGUCAUCAAAAUCCACAGUUCCUAUGAUCAUUGUUUUAAGUGUCUUAAGAAAUCGCUAUUUACUUUUGAAUGCUGGUGAAAUUUCAUUUCCGCUCUAACCAUUGGGUUCUGACCUUUUUUGGCCUGCCAUUCUCUAGAUGCAAUGCUGGCAAGUCGUCCCAGUGGCAAGGAGAAAUACUAAUGAACGAUUGCAGUGGUUUCCACGCUGCAAUCUGGGGAACCUUGAGAUUCUGCCGAAAAUCUUUCUCCCUGGGGAAUCGUGGGCAAGCGUCCCAGGAAGAAGGCUGAGCCUGGGCUCCGGCCUGUGCUUUUAGUUCAUGCAGGAAGGCCACGGGGCUUGGAGGCAAUCUGUACACGACACGGAAAUGGUCUUUUUUUAAAAAGCCUAUAAAAGGACAUCCAUCAUAAAAAAUGGGAGCUGCUUCUUAACUGUUAGCAAUAUUUUCAUGUGUCUGUUUCGCCGUGUGGCAUAUGGGAUGUUCACAACACUUCUCAGACGCCUCUGUGUCUUGGUUUGUGGCAGUAUGACGAAAAUCGGAGAGGAAGUAUGAUGAGUCCCAGAAUGAGGUCUGCCUGCCUUAUUCUGCAAUUGGACUGAGAGCCAAACUACAAGUGACGCCUGACACAGGUUGGACACUUGUCAGCUUCCCUCAGGUUUUGAUGGGAAAUUUAGGCGUCCUGGUUUUACAGCUUGGCUCUCCAUUACAGCUACAAGACCAGGAUGCCUACAUUUCCCAUCAAAACUUGAGGGAAGCUAACAAGUGUCCAACCUGUGUCAGGCGUCACUUGUAGCUUGGCUCAUAGAGCCACCCCUAUGGAGCAGCUUGAUAGGUUGAAUUGGUCUGAUUUUCAGUGUCGUUACAAUGUGGUUAAUACUGACUUCUUAUGUGUGAGAUUUUCCUUACGCACUUCCAUAAAAUUUCCCAAGGAAUGUGAAAGAAAUGUAUUUUCAAAGGAGCUUUAUUUCAUUCCGUGCUUUUUAAAAUAGCCAUAUAAAAUAUUUUAAGAAUGGAACCACUUUAUAAUGUCUUUGCAAAGUAUGUAAUGCACUUAUAAUUUUCUUAAUAAAAACAUGUAUUCAAAUUCUA
Eublepharis macularius is the source of this 5573-nucleotide messenger RNA. RefSeq names its product C-X-C motif chemokine ligand 12 (gene CXCL12). Lineage: Eukaryota; Metazoa; Chordata; Lepidosauria; Squamata; Eublepharidae. The coding region runs from base 6 to 458 and encodes 150 amino acids. Gene Ontology annotation, cellular component: external side of plasma membrane; extracellular region. Gene Ontology annotation, molecular function: CXCR chemokine receptor binding; chemokine activity. Gene Ontology annotation, biological process: chemokine-mediated signaling pathway; cell chemotaxis; immune response. The record is from RefSeq and is a predicted model, not a curated record. The transcript has 4 exons.